AUAAUUCAACCCAUUGACUAAACAAAAUCCAACCGAAAAAAUAUGGAAGAUAGUGUUCCACUUCCAGGAGGUGAAAGCUUAUUGCAUCCAGAAAAUCCCAGUUCAAUAGCUGAGAUCAAAGAAGCUGAAGAGAUUGACAACAACAAAAACGAAGCUAAAGGAGGAGGAGAGAAGCCAAGUGGGUUCAUAAACAAUCUAAUCUCAAACUUGGUCACUGCUGACGAAGAUGAUGAGCAGAGAGAAACAGUGGCUGAAGGAAAAGGUGAAGAGAAAGGAGGUGGGCUAUUAGACCAUCUUCUUUCUAACUUGGUCUCUCCUUUGAGCCCCAAAGCAGGAGAUAUCGGUCAAGAAAAAGGUACUCAACCUUUCAAAAUCAAUGGAAACGAAGAUCAGUCUGGAUCAGAGGAACGUGUAGCCAGUAGUCCAAGUAGUGGAGGGCUCAUCAAGAACGUUAUCUCAAAUUUCUUUCACCACCCAACUGAAGCUGAUGAAGCAAAAGAUCAAAACGAGAAGAACAGCGAAGAAGAAAUAGUGAAAAUUGCAGAAGAAAAUCAUCACAAAAAACUAAAGACAGAAGAGAGUGGUGGAGUAAGCAUCAUUGAUAACAUUGUCUCUCACUUGCCAACAUCUCUUCGAGAAGAUGUGGCACCAACAGCUGAUGAAGCCGCCAUUCUAAUUCAUUCAAUCAUCCACGAUUAGAAGAAUCAAGACUGAUUAGUUUAGGGUUCUUGAUUGAUUUGGUCUGCCAGACUUCUGAAACCUAUUGUAUUUCGUUGUGUUUUUUUUAUGUGAUUCGGUGGUCAACGUUGUUUUCAAUAGGUUAAGCUGUGAAUUGAGCUUGUGUUUGGUAACUUUUGAUUCUUGUUAUUAAUUUGUUGUAAUGUAAAGAUUUCAUUAUAUGAGCUAUGAA
Pistacia vera is the source of this 910-nucleotide messenger RNA. RefSeq lists its product as uncharacterized. The record is from RefSeq and is a predicted model, not a curated record. NCBI's taxonomy places the organism in Eukaryota, Viridiplantae, Streptophyta, Magnoliopsida, Sapindales, Anacardiaceae. Bases 43 to 699 code for a protein of 218 amino acids. The transcript is spliced from 2 exons.